UCUCUACCAAUCUCUACCGGUCAUCAGUCACGCAAAGCGACAAGCGUAGCGAGGACAGUGCGAGUCGGUGGUGCGCCUGUGUCGUUCCUCUCUUUUCGACUUUUUGCACGGGUUCGCGCUCAAUUCGUGGAGUGGUGAUCGUGAGGGUAAAGGAAGGAGCAUGCGCUGCGUCAAGUCGGUUCUCUGACGGACAUCCGGAUCAUCGCGGAGAUAAGAGCAUUUGCAAGACUCGUUCAGGAAUAACCGUUCAGGAAGAUAAUUCAACAUGGGACGUACGGUGACCGUCGCCGUUUGUACGUUGAACCAAUGGGCGAUGGACUUCGACGGGAAUACCAGAAGAAUUUUGCAGAGUAUACAAGAGGCGAAGGACGCCGGUGCCACUUACAGGAGCGGUCCCGAGCUUGAAAUCUGCGGUUACAGCUGCGAGGACCACCUCUACGAGUCGGACACGUUGCUGCAUAGUUGGGAAGUUGUAGCGACCAUUCUGAAAUCCAGUAUUUGCGAGGACAUACUGAUAGACGUGGGUAUGCCGGUGAUGCACAAGAACGUGACGUACAACUGCAGGGUAGCCUUUCUGAAUCGGCGGAUUUUGCUGAUCAGGCCGAAAAUGCGACUCUGCGAGAACGGCAACUACAGGGAAACCAGAUGGUUCUCUCCUUGGACAAAAGAACGUACGGUCGAGAAUUAUUUCCUGCCACGAAUGAUAUCGGAAAUCACUGGUCAGACUGACGGCGUGCCGUUCGGUGAUGCUGUUAUCGCGACGAGGGACACGUGCGUGGGUUUCGAAAUAUGCGAGGAACUUUGGCACCCAGCCAGCAAUCAUAUUCCGAUGUCAAUGGAUGGCGUGGAAAUUAUCGCGAACGGAAGCGGUUCGUACUUCGAGCUACGUAAAGCCUACGUCAACAUCGAUCUUGUUAAGUCGGCUACGUUCAAAGCUGGCGGUUGCUAUAUGUAUAGUAAUUUGCGCGGAUGCGACGGCGGCAGACUGUAUUUCAACGGUGGCUCCAGCAUCACGCUCAACGGCAAUAUAUUAAAUCGCGGACGUCAAUUCGCUCUCGAGGAUGUCGAAGUGACCAUCGCCACGUUCGAUCUCGAGGAUAUAAGGAAUUAUCGGAACAGCAUCAGAUCGCGAUCGCACGCGGCCGCCGCAUCGCCCAGUUAUCCACGCGUGAAAAUCGAUUUUGCACUCACGCCAGAGAGUCUCAUCUCGAAUCCGCCGGACCGACCGCUCGACGGAGUCCAGGAUGUGUACGGCGACAACGAGGGGCACUCGAGUCUCGUGUAUCACACCGCGGAAGAAGAGAUUGCGAUGGCACCCGCGUGCUGGCUGUGGGACUAUCUGAGACGAUCUUGCCAAGGUGGAUUUUUCUUACCACUGAGCGGUGGCGUCGACUCGUCGUCUUCAGCGUGUAUCGUAUAUUCGAUGUGCGAAAUGAUCGUCGAAUCGGUCGGUAGAGGAGACACACAGGUCUUAGCGGAUAUCAGGAAGAUCGUCGGCGAUUGCGAAUACAUACCGAUAGAUCCGAAGCAGUUGUGCAACACCAUCUUGGUCACGUGUUACAUGGGAACGGAGAACUCGUCGGCGGAGACCAAAGCUCGAGCGGCCGAGUUGGCCAGUCAAAUAGGGUCCUAUCAUCAUGGGAUAGUCAUAGAUACUGCAAUAUCCGCGAUUUUAGGGAUCUUCCAACAGGUUACUAAACUGACACCGAGAUUCAGAGUGCAGGGUGGAUCGCCUAGAGAGAAUCUGGCCUUGCAAAAUGUACAGGCUCGGUUACGAAUGGUGAUUGCUUACUUAUUCGCUCAAUUAAUGUUGUGGGUCAGAGGCCGUCCGGGUGGCCUCUUAGUAUUAGGGAGCGGUAACGUGGACGAAGCCUUACGCGGUUACCUCACUAAAUACGAUUGCAGCAGCGCCGACAUCAAUCCUAUCGGUGGCAUAGCAAAGAAUGAUUUGAAAAAGUUUCUCCUGUACUUUAGACGUAAACACGGAAUAUCCGCUUUGGACAAUAUCCUGGAGGCGCCGCCUACCGCGGAAUUAGAACCGCUGCAGGCGGGACAGCUUGCGCAAUUAGACGAAGUCGACAUGGGUAUGACCUACAAGGAAUUGUCAGUUUUCGGACGGUUAAGGAAGCAGGAUAAGGCCGGGCCUUUCUCAAUGUUCUGUAGACUCGUGCACAUGUGGAACCAUUGUACUCCGAAAGAAGUUGCCGAUAAGGUGAAACACUUCUACAGAUGUUACGCUAUUAAUCGUCACAAAAUGACGAUAUUGACUCCGUCCUGCCACGCGGAGACGUACAGCCCCGACGACAAUCGAUUCGAUCACCGUCCCUUCCUCUAUAAUCACUCUUGGAAGUGGCAGUUUGCGGCGAUCGAUGAACAGGUGAAACGACUUAGCAACGAAGAGAAGCAUUCGUCCAGAUCGCACAAGGGUGCUCCGAAAGUGCCUGCCAAGCCCAGAUAUAUGCCGUUCAGCUCCGUGAUCAGCAAUAAAACGCAUCCUGGAGUAGUAGUUUAACCGUAGCCGUAGCACUCUCUUAUCAUUUUGAUAUUGCAGCGCUGCGAUAGAUGGAUGUGACAUUGCAAUUGUCAUGGACACUUUGUUCGCCCCUGGUAUUAAUACUUAUAGGGCAUCUUCGCGAGCCCAAAAGCAGCAGCAAAAGAUAUUUUGUGACAUUUUAAAUACACAACAAAGGAAAUCUACCAAUAAAGAGUAUGAUAUAAAAAGA
Vollenhovia emeryi is the source of this 2723-nucleotide messenger RNA. It is a transcript of the gene Nadsyn, whose product is annotated as glutamine-dependent NAD(+) synthetase. Gene Ontology annotation, cellular component: cytoplasm. Gene Ontology annotation, molecular function: NAD+ synthase (glutamine-hydrolyzing) activity; ATP binding; glutaminase activity. Bases 266 to 2512 code for a protein of 748 amino acids. Gene Ontology annotation, biological process: NAD+ biosynthetic process. Lineage: Eukaryota; Metazoa; Arthropoda; Insecta; Hymenoptera; Formicidae. The transcript is spliced from 13 exons. The record is from RefSeq and is a predicted model, not a curated record.